UAUAGACGCUCCAGCUUACUCACCCACGUGACUGGUCACAUGAUCCUGCUGUCACCUGACUGUGCAGGAAGAGUCACUGUGAUGGACGAGGAUGGGCUCCCUAUAGUUGGAUCCGGCAUAGACCUCACUAAGGUCCCAGCCAUCCAACAGAAGAGGACUGUUGCGUUCCUGAACCAGUUUGUGGUGCACACAGUUCAGUUUCUUAAUCGCUUCUCAACUGUUUGUGAAGAGAAACUGUCUGCACUUUCACUUCGUAUUCAACAGAUUGAAACAACGCUCAAUAUUCUAGAUGCAAAGCUUUCUUCCAUUCCUGGUCUAGAAGAUGUUAAAGUUGAAACACAUUUGUCUAACAACAUUACUAAUGGCCACUCACAGCCCCAGCCAGUCCCAGAAGCUACUCCAGCUGCGCCACAGCCAGAACUUACACAGCAGAAUUCCAUAAAUGAUAACAUCUCAACUAAAGAAGAAGUACAAGCUGAAAAUAUUCCCACUGUGGCAAAAGAUCCAAGAUAUGCCAGAUACUUAAAGAUGGUCCAAGUGGGGGUCCCUGUAAUGGCUAUCAGAAAUAAAAUGAUUUCUGAAGGACUAAACCCUGAUCUUUUAGAGACACCCAAUGCCCCAGUCACAGAUGGAGGCAUUGCUCCUGAAGACAGCUCAGACAGUGAAUCCUCAUUUAGCGACUGAAGAAACUGUUAUCUACACUAUCCUUCACUGAAAUGUAUGUUAGGCUGGACUUUAUAAGUUUAUAUAUGAACCUAAUAACAAUUCUGUAAAGGUUAAUCCAGAGUAUGUAUACAAAGGACUAAACUAUGUAAAAAUACUAUGUAGGCAGGAAAUACCGUGCACCCAAGCCUGUACAUCCACACCUCUUAUCCCCCUCAGAUUUCCAAGUGAAGAAACAAAGUAGCUCAUCUUUAUUACCACUGAAAUUCUCAGCCCGACCAGAAGUAUAAUGACUCAAACUAAGAGCUGUUGGUUUGGGUCAUCAGACCAGCACUUGGGCCUGUGAUACAGAUGUAAAAAUACAUCCAUAUUUGGCUUAAAGGGGUUCUCCGGUGCUUAGACAUCUUAUCCCCUAUCCUUU
Hyla sarda is the source of this 1084-nucleotide messenger RNA. It is a transcript of the gene WASHC3, whose product is annotated as WASH complex subunit 3. The record is from RefSeq and is a predicted model, not a curated record. NCBI's taxonomy places the organism in Eukaryota, Metazoa, Chordata, Amphibia, Anura, Hylidae. Bases 40 to 684 code for a protein of 214 amino acids. Gene Ontology annotation, biological process: exocytosis; actin filament polymerization. The transcript has 7 exons. Gene Ontology annotation, cellular component: WASH complex.